CUUUUUUUUUACGUCUCCUCACUUGAUUCACUCAGCUGAGGUUGGACCCUGCCGCUUAGAGUGGUUACACUUAUGAGCUCAGGACGUACGGAACGGAGUCGCUGAGCAAUUGUCUCUCUCCUUUUGUUGACUUUUGACAAGAGGUUGUGUUGCUCCAUAUGUUGACUUUUGCGUCAGGUCCUGUCGCGGAGUCCUGUCGGGUAGAUACAACUUAUUGUGCUGUGGAAAUGGAGAGAAACCGGCACGACAGUGAGAGGUCCUGCUCCAGCAUCCUGGAGCAUCAUGAUCUGGAAGCCGCAGAAGCCCUGGUCUGCAUGAGCUCAUGGGUUCAAAGGUCGCACAAACCACGCCCUCUCACUCCAACCUCAGACUCCUGUGACUCUUUGGUACUGCAUCCUGAAGUCACAGAGUCCCCCAAAGACAUGGUCUCCCUAUCCUCACUGUGCAUGACUCCACCUCACAGCCCCAGCUUUGCUGAGAGCUUGACCACCACUGUCCAAACCUGCUCAGGCCCACGGUCAGUCUUACCACAGCCCAGGCUCUGUCCAGCUCUGCCUGGUAGAAAUGCCAGCCACGUCGUUUUACAGCCAGGCACAGUGACCUCUUCCCUGGGAAAUCCUGCCCUGCUGUUACCCCCCCUGGAGCCAACCGCAGGGUCACAAUGCAGAGCCAUGGCAACCAGUGUCAUCCGCCACACAGCAGACGGACCAUUCAACGCCCACAUUCCACCUGAUUCCACUGGGCAACAGGUGAGGCUGGUGGAGGCAGAGAACCAGGGACCGCAAUCUGAGGCCAGGGGGAUCGCUACCUUGUCCCCGAUGGUUCCCCUGCAAGCUGAGGCACAGAGCAGCCCCUGGGCUGGGAUGGAGGUUAUCAACAACCCACCCACUGCCUCGCCACCACCUGCAGUCUCACCGUCCCAGGUCAAUACUUUGCCCCAGCCGGCCAUCUCCAGCUCUCCAGUCCUCUGCCAGGUUUUUCCAAUGAACGGCCAAACCGGGAUCAUCUCUGCCUUUGUCCAGGCUCCAGUUCAAAUGCAAACCACCAGUGGUCCCAAGGCCAUUCUUCCUCAGUCGCCAUCUUCCUUCCCACAGCAAGUUCUCGUGGGCUCUCCUGUGGGCCAGGGGACGGUGAUGUUUGUGGUUCCUCAGUCUUCCGUGUCUCAGCCUCAGCCCGGUCCACAGAGUGUUGUCACCCUGGGCAACACCAAGCUUCUUCCCCUGGCCCCGGCUCCAGUGUACAUGCCCUCAGGUCAAAACGGAAACACCACACAGGUGGACUUCUCUCGCCGGCGAAAUUAUGUCUGCAACUUCCCCGGGUGCAAAAAGACGUACUUCAAGAGCUCUCAUUUAAAGGCACACCUCAGAACCCAUACAGGUGAGAAACCUUUCAGCUGUCACUGGGAAGGUUGUGAUAAAAAAUUUGCACGCUCUGAUGAACUCUCCAGACACCGGCGCACACAUACUGGUGAGAAGAAGUUUGUAUGUCCAGUGUGUGACCGGCGAUUUAUGCGAAGUGAUCACUUGACCAAGCACGCUCGUCGACAUAUGACCACCAAGAGGGCCUCAGCGUGGACCUCAGAAGUUUGUGACCUCAAUAAAAUGGCUGCUUCCAAGGCCUCUUCAACCAACUCCUCUGUUCCUCUCAGUGUACUUGUACCCGCCUCAAACUAGAAACAAGUCUUAGGCCAUAGGGCCACCUCAGGACAAUAUCCCACUGACCAUCUAUCACGGGAAAAUAAGUGACAAACACAAAAUGGCUGCUACCCCAACAAUGGACAGAAACAAACUGACUUUGCACUGGAUUUUUAAAUACAUUGUUGUUUAUACUUUCUUUAUAUGGAUUUUUGUUUACUUUUGUACAAGUAAUGUUUCUCAAACUUAUGCACUCUUUUUGCCAAAGCCUUCGCAUUACUGUUACUCCUUGUCGGUCUAUGUAUAUUUGUAUAUAUAAUAUCUAUAUAUGAAUGUAAUGUGUACUCCAUCUUGCAUUUAUUGACAAUAUAUAAAUACAUAAAUGUUAUUGAUGUGCUUAAAUCUGUAAGUGGAUAGUAUUCAUAGAUGUGAUACUAUCGACUGUCUUGUCUUGCUUUGCAUAUUAUUUAAUAAACAUUUGUUUUUAAAA
Messenger RNA from Alosa sapidissima (American shad), 2124 nucleotides. It is a transcript of the gene klf11a, whose product is annotated as Kruppel-like factor 11a. The record is from RefSeq and is a predicted model, not a curated record. Gene Ontology annotation, molecular function: DNA-binding transcription factor activity, RNA polymerase II-specific; RNA polymerase II cis-regulatory region sequence-specific DNA binding. Lineage: Eukaryota; Metazoa; Chordata; Actinopteri; Clupeiformes; Clupeidae. Gene Ontology annotation, biological process: regulation of transcription by RNA polymerase II. The transcript has 4 exons. The coding region runs from base 159 to 1673 and encodes 504 amino acids.